Molecule: messenger RNA, 1282 nt
Organism: Diatraea saccharalis (sugarcane borer)
Lineage: Eukaryota; Metazoa; Arthropoda; Insecta; Lepidoptera; Crambidae
Source: the annotation of a GenBank genome assembly
AUUUAUUAUCAUAUUUUUUUUAGGUUAUGUCAAAGAGUAAGGUUAUGUUCGAUUGUGUUUGUAAAGCAGAAUCUACAAAUUAUAAAAUUAACUGAGCGAAACAUCGCCAAUAAUUAAAACAAGAAGAAACAUAAAAAAUGUUAAAGUACCUAUUUUACUAGCAAAAGUAUAAAUCUGUUGUUAGCAAUACACGGUUGAAACGACGUUAAUAAGCGGUUAAAGUAAAUUUAAUGUAGCGUUUGAUUUUGUUAUAAAAAUAUGUGUGAGACUAAACCCAGUAAAGAACUUCAAAAAGGAGAGCCUAACUUUCAUCAAUAUACUUUAUUUGAUAUAGGUAUUGAUCCAGGCUUAAAAGAUGAAGAAGGCAAAGAGUUACCUAGGCCAUUUACAAAGAAUCAAAUGAGAAAAUGGUUAAAGAAAGUUCGAUGGGAAAAUCACAAAGCAGAUAAACGAGCUAAAGAAAAGGCAAGAGCUAAAGAAAGAAGACGGGAAGCUCGCGAAUCUAAUAUCGACUUAGGCCCUAGUAGAAAAGCAUUAAAGAAAAUGAAAGUAGAAAAAGAUAAGAAAAAUGUAGGAAUAAUAAUAGAUUUGAGUUUUGAUCAUCUUAUGUUAGAAAAAGAUAGAUAUAAAGUCAUAAAACAAAUUCUUAGGUGUUAUUCAGUAAAUAGAAGAUCUGAGGCACCAUUACAGUUUCACAUAACAAGUUUCGGACAGAAAUCUAAGAAUGAUAUAUCAAGGCACAAUGGUUAUGAAAAUUGGGAUGUAGAGUUUCAUGAAGAGCCAUAUUUAGACUUAUUUUCUAAAGAAAAACUUGUUUACCUAACAAGUGAAUCAGAAAAUAUAAUUGAAAGUUUUGAUGAAGACACUUUUUAUAUAAUAGGUGGACUAGUAGAUCAUAACAAACACAAAGGUUUAUGCCAUACAAUAGCUAAAGAACAAGGCAUCCGACAUGGUCAACUGCCAUUAGACAAAUACGUAAAUAUGAAAACUAGGAAAGUGUUAACUAUUGACCAUGUAUUUGAAAUAGUGUUGCGAGUGUGUGGGGGUCAAUCGUGGCAAGAGACACUGAUGAAAGUUUUGCCCGUAAGGAAAGGAGCCCAUGUUUGUGACAAUGUUAGUAGUUCAACUAUAGACAUAUCCUAUCACAGUGAUCAAAGUGAUUAGCCAUAUAAGACUAAUAAUGACUAGAACCUAUUGUGAUGUAAAAAACAAAAUUAAUAUAUAAAAUUAUAAAUAUAUCUUUCUCUUAAAUAUUGUUGUUUUGUAUAUGUAUAAAGUAAUU